This is a messenger RNA of Synchiropus splendidus (mandarinfish), 914 nucleotides long. RefSeq names its product troponin I, fast skeletal muscle-like. Gene Ontology annotation, cellular component: troponin complex. Gene Ontology annotation, biological process: muscle contraction. The coding region runs from base 118 to 633 and encodes 171 amino acids. The record is from RefSeq and is a predicted model, not a curated record. The transcript has 7 exons. NCBI's taxonomy places the organism in Eukaryota, Metazoa, Chordata, Actinopteri, Syngnathiformes, Callionymidae.
UGUAUAUAUACAGCCCUGGGAGGACUUCUGCCCACUGCCACUGCUGUCCUCCUGUUCUUCCUCCUCCUUCUCCUCCCUGCUUUUCUCUUCAAAGGGUGAAGACAAGAAACUGCAGUCAUGUCUGACAAAAAGAUGACUUCGAGCCGCAGGCAUCAUCUGAAGAGCUUGAUGCUCCAGAUCGCCGCCAGCUGGUUGGAACAGGAGAAAAAGGACCUGGUGGUGGCCAAGCAGAACUACAUGGCUGAGAAGUGUCCAGCUCCCAGCCUGGGCGGAGACCACAACACUCUCAUGGAUACCUGCAAGAAGCUACACGCCCUCAUCGACAAAAUUGAUGAGGAGAGGUACGACAUGGAGGCCAAAGUGGCGAAAACUGAGAAGGAGAUCGAUGACUUGAAGAUCAAGGUGAUUGACCUGGCUGGAGUGAAGAAGCCCGCCCUGAAGAAGGUCCGCAUGUCCGCUGACGCCAUGUUGAAGGCUCUGCUGGGCUCCAAACACACAGUCAACCUGGACCUGAGGGCCAACCUGAAGCAGGUCAAGAAGGAGGUGAAAGAGGAGCCUGCAGAGGCCGUCGGAGACUGGCGUAAGAACAUUGAGGACAAAGCUGACAGGAAGAAGAUGUUCGAGACUUCCUAAACUUCUGAGUCCUCUAGCACUUUUUAAGAAAUUUAUGGAAUUUUUCAUUGAAUGGAAAUUGCUCUUGUUUCAUUAAAUCUGUAAGUUUCAGCCUGACCGUCUCUCUAUUUAAAACCUGACACCAGUAACCCGAGAUACGAGUAUUUUUAACUGGAGCGGUUUUCAUUUGCAUCAAAUCCAUUGGUGUAGCAGCAAUUUUCUCUCCGUGCUGUCACACAAGCAUAAAAGACAUGAUUCAGCUGUAAAAUGCCAAGUUUGCACAAUACCACUAUUAAACAAAC